UUUGUUGCUAUUUUCGCGUGGCUCCGUUUUGAACUCUGUUAAACAUAAUAUUAGCAACAAAAUGUGAUAUUAUCGCGGCUUGUUUUACACACGCGUUUUCUAGUUUCAUUUUUUUUGUUUAUUUUUACCCCCUUUUUUCGUUCGAUUUUGGCGACUUUGAUUUCAGUCUGAAAUUGUCAAUCGGUGCGCCGGGUUCUCCUCCAUUCUCCAAUUGGAACGUGGGUGUGCGACAAGUGUGUGUGUGUGAUGAGCGGGUUCAAUCAACUGCAGUUUUCCAUUCGCUCCCCCGCCCCUUUAAAAGACCUCUUUAAGAAGCUCUAAAUUUAUGCAAUUAAUGCAUAUUAAACUUAUAAAGCAAACUUUGGCAAAAACAACUACGUAACAGCUGCGUUCUGUUGUGUGUGUGAGAAAGAGAGGGAGAGUGGGCAGAAGAGAACAAGAGGCGAGAGAGACAGGGAGAGAGUGAUAAGUGAGAGGAGCGCUUUGUAACGGCACUGCGAAGCCGUAUUUGAAUUCCAGUGACGUUGGAAGAAACAACUGUAAAAGGCAAAAACAAAGACAAUGUUUAUAAGCUAUUUAUUCCGCUUUGAUUGAUAUAAAUGAAUAUGCAGUGCGGUUAGUUAUACAACUGGCCUGCAAAAAGGCACUCAUUAAAAACGCCCGAGAUGAAUUUCACAGCGGCGGCAACAAGUGCAAUAAUAAAAAACCAAAACGCCAAACAAAAUCCCCCCAAAAAGUGCCAACAAGAAAACACAAAAAAUAAUAAUAAUAAUAAUAAAAAGACGGAGAAACGUUAAUUAUAACGAGCCACGAAAUCGCAUAAAGAAAUCAACAAGUGUGUGUCUGCCUUUUUUUCCUAUUCGCUUUCAUUCAUGCGGUCAACUCAACAACAACAACAAGAACAAAAACAACUCAAUAAACAACGACGUUCGCUGAUAAAAGCCCUGCAGUUACACAAAAAACAAUAACAACAUCAGCAAAGAUAGUUGCCGGGCGUUACUAUACGACUAUGUGAUUGGAAUUCCUUCGACCAACUUGUAAAUAAAAAGUAACCAUACCAUGAAGCAUCCGCAGGACCUGAGCGUUACGGAUGGUCAGCAGCUAAUGAAGGUGAACAAGGUGGAGAAAAUGGAGCAGGAGCUUCAAGAGCCUGAAUCGGAGAGCCAUAUAAUGCACGCGGAUGCCCUGGCCUCUGGCUAUCCGGCUGCCUCGCAGCCCCACAGUCCGAUCGGCCACGCCCUCAGUCCCAAUGGCGUUGGAUUGGGAUUGAGCAAUAGUAGCAACCAGAGCAGCGAAAACUUUGCGCUCUGCAACGGAAACGGAAACGGCAAUGCGGGCAGCGCAGGAGGCGGAAGUGCCAGCAGUGGCAGCAAUAACAACAACAGCAUGUUCUCGCCCAACAACAACCUAAGCGGAAGCGGAAGUGGCAGCAGUCAGCAGCAAUUGCAGCAACAACAACAGCAACAGCAACAACAAUCGCCCACCGUCUGCGCCAUUUGCGGAGAUCGAGCCACGGGGAAACAUUACGGCGCCUCGAGCUGUGAUGGCUGCAAAGGAUUCUUCAGACGGAGUGUCCGGAAGAACCAUCAGUACACAUGCAGAUUCUCGCGGAACUGCGUGGUGGACAAGGACAAGCGGAAUCAGUGCCGCUACUGCCGGCUGAGGAAGUGCUUCAAGGCGGGCAUGAAGAAGGAGGCGGUUCAGAAUGAACGGGAUCGGAUCAGUUGCCGACGCACCUCCAAUGACGACCCGGAUCCGGGUAACGGGCUGUCCGUGAUCUCACUGGUCAAGGCUGAGAACGAGUCGCGUCAGUCGAAGGCAGGCGCUGCCAUGGAGCCAAACAUCAACGAGGAUCUCUCCACCAAGCAGUUCGCCAGCAUUAACGACGUCUGCGAGUCGAUGAAGCAACAACUGCUGACCCUGGUGGAGUGGGCCAAGCAAAUACCGGCCUUCAACGAGCUGCAGCUGGACGACCAAGUGGCUCUGUUGCGGGCCCAUGCCGGUGAGCACCUGCUCCUCGGUCUGUCGCGUCGCUCGAUGCACCUUAAGGAUGUCCUGCUGCUGAGCAACAACUGCGUGAUAACCAGACACUGUCCAGAUCCCCUUGUUUCACCCAAUUUGGAUAUCUCGCGAAUCGGCGCCCGCAUUAUUGAUGAAUUGGUGACGGUCAUGAAGGAUGUGGGCAUCGAUGACACAGAAUUCGCCUGUAUUAAGGCCCUGGUCUUCUUCGAUCCCAAUGCCAAGGGCUUAAACGAACCGCAUCGCAUCAAAUCGCUUAGGCAUCAGAUACUCAAUAAUCUCGAGGACUACAUUUCGGAUCGGCAAUACGAGUCGCGCGGUCGCUUUGGCGAAAUUCUGCUCAUCCUGCCAGUUCUGCAGUCUAUCACCUGGCAGAUGAUCGAGCAGAUUCAGUUUGCCAAGAUCUUUGGUGUGGCCCACAUCGAUUCGCUGCUUCAGGAAAUGCUGCUGGGAGGAGAGUUAGCCGACAAUCCUCUGCCUCUGUCGCCGCCCAACCAGUCGAAUGACUAUCAGAGCCCCACCCACACAGGCAACAUGGAGGGCGGCAGUCAGGUGAACUCCUCCCUGGACACGCUGGCCGCGUCCGGCGGCCAAAGCGCGCAUACUCUCGACCUGGAGGUGCAGCACAUCCAGGCUCUGAUCGAGGCGAACAGCGCGGACGAAUCCUUUCGGGCCUAUGCGGCCAGUACGGCGGCAGCUGCCUCGUCCUCCUCCUCUGCACCCGCCUCCGUUGCCCCGGCCGCGAUCUCGCCCCCGCUCAACAGCCCCAAGUCACAACAACAACAACAACAGCAGCAACAGCAACAACACCAGCAACAUGCGACGCACCACCAGCAACAGCAGCAGCAGGAGAGCUCUUACCUGGACAUGCCGGUCAAGCACUACAAUGGCAGUCGGUCUGGAGCGCUGCCAUCGCAGCACAGUCCCCAGCGGAUGCAUCCCUACCAAAGAGCGGUCGCCUCGCCGGUCGAAGUGGCCAGCGGUGGUGGCGGCGGUCUGGGUCUCCGCAAUCCCGCCGACAUUACGCUCAACGAGUACAACCGGAGCGAAGGCAGUAGCGCCGAGGAGUUGCUGCGGCGUACUCCACUCAAGAUCCGAGCUACGGAGAUGCUCACUGCGCCCGCUGGCUAUGGAAUGGAACCCUGUCGCAUGACGCUGAAACAGGAGCCAGAAACUGGCUACUGAACGGAUAAUCAUAGGUGCAAUAUGCAGCUUGCAACACAGGAAACCCUUUAAGCACACACCUUACACACAUACAGGCCCUCUCUUGCUGUACUCCCCACCAAGUGCUAUAUAGAGAUGAAAUUGAAAAUGAACUUACUUAAUUGUUAUGCCUUGAACCAUUUUGAUACUUUUUAUUAGUCCAUAAGUAGGUAUUUUGGAAAUUGUUGCUUAAUUUUUAAAUGUUAAACGCAGUUGCAAUCUAUUUUUGGAGUCAUAUUUUGCUCAAGAAGUUUAUUUUAUACUUAUACAUACAUACAUAUAUACACCAUCUAGCAUGUACUGAGUUUGUUGGUUAUUUGGUUAUCUUAUCCUUGUGCGUGGAUCACAAAGCAUUCAUAUAGGCCAUGCAAUAUAUUGUUUUAGGUUAGGGUGUUGUCUAGAUUAUGCGCUAAAAGUGUAAUAUAUAUAUUUAAUGCUAAACAAAGAACUAUUUUUAUAUGAGUAUGUAUAAUAAUACAAACUAUUUCUAAGAUGGCUGAAUGAAUAAACACAAAAUUCAAAUAAAAA
Drosophila elegans is the source of this 3750-nucleotide messenger RNA. It is a transcript of the gene Hnf4, whose product is annotated as transcription factor HNF-4 homolog. Bases 1060 to 3204 code for a protein of 714 amino acids. The transcript is spliced from 8 exons. The record is from RefSeq and is a predicted model, not a curated record. Gene Ontology annotation, biological process: regulation of transcription by RNA polymerase II; cell differentiation; anatomical structure development. Lineage: Eukaryota; Metazoa; Arthropoda; Insecta; Diptera; Drosophilidae. Gene Ontology annotation, molecular function: nuclear receptor activity; nuclear steroid receptor activity; RNA polymerase II cis-regulatory region sequence-specific DNA binding. Gene Ontology annotation, cellular component: nucleus.